AUGGGCAAGAGCAAACUGGCUAGCAGGUCCUUCCAUGCUUCUUCAUCAACUCAACAGCUUCAAGAUAAAAGCGAUCACCUGGCGCGAGUACGCGAGAAUCAGCGCAACAGCAGAGCCCGGAAGCAAGAAUAUUUGCAAGAGCUGGAGCAAAAAUUAGCGACGUACCAGACCGAGGAUCGUCGCAAGGACAUCGAACACCGACUCGCUUUGCAGAAAAUGGAAGCUGAGAACCGACAUCUGAAAACAUUGUUGAAUUUAUUGGGUAUCUCAACAGAACUACUCCAGCAAUACGUGCAGCUAGCCGAGCAAGGCGAAUCUGUUGACAAAAAAGUGGCUAUUCCUGCGAUGCACAAGCACGUGGAAACAUCUUCUAUGCAACCAGUCAAAGAGAAGCUCGUGCCUUCUAAAUCAAACCCCAUCGUACCCGGCACGAUGGCCAAGAAGAACCCAGAAAAAACGACACAGUCAGCCGAUAAGACCUGGAAAGCUUCGGACCCGCCAUUAUGCAAAUGCUCUCCUGGCCAAAAAACCCUGGCAUCUGGCCCUGUUGAUGGCGAUGUGCUCAAUACUACUAUGCGCGAUCGCAGAGGAGCUGAUGAAUCAAUACAAUACUCGUGGAACAGACUUGGAGGAAAUCAGACAAAGACUAUGGUCUGGACUCCAAUCAGGUGUUUCAGGCGAUGGUUGUCGGGUGCAGAACAAUAUUCUCUUUGA
Messenger RNA from Penicillium manginii, 714 nucleotides. RefSeq names its product bZIP transcription factor. NCBI's taxonomy places the organism in Eukaryota, Fungi, Ascomycota, Eurotiomycetes, Eurotiales, Aspergillaceae. The transcript has 2 exons. The record is from RefSeq and is a predicted model, not a curated record. Bases 1 to 714 code for a protein of 237 amino acids.